GAAGUUUUGUCCCCAGUGCUUCUAAUAUUUGGAUAUUUAUUAUUAUUAGCAUACUCAGGAACUGAAGUUUUGUGUCUUUGUAUAGGCAGUGUGUACUUUUUUGUGCAUUCUCUCAUUUUCAAUAUCUGGAACUUAUGAGGUGUUAUGUCUGCUCUUUGCACCGAAUGUUGUGAGGGAACCAAUGUUGAGGAGCACAUUCUGCUCCCUUAACAUCUGUAACCGGAAGUCAGUGAGCCCAAUACUAAUUAAGCCUGAGAGGGAGGAAAGCGGAAGUUGAUGCUCAGUCUAUACUUUUCCUAUCUCUAUGGCGGAGAGGUAGUGCGUCGGUGAAAAGGUCCGUGCUGCAGAUGGAGGAGAAAGAGGUUUGCAUCAUGUCAAAAAGCCAUAAGCAGUCUGCAUUAGCCUUUAGCCAGGCAGUGAUUGGCCCUCCUGGCUCAGGGAAAACAACCUACUGCCUUGGCAUGCAGGAGUUCCUUUCCGCAAUCGGGCGCAAGGUUGCCAUUGUGAAUCUGGACCCAGCCAAUGAAAGGAUUCCUUACCAGUGUGCUGUGGACAUAUCAGAACUGAUCACCUUGGCUGACGUCAUGGAGAACCUGGAAUUGGGACCCAACGGUGGCUUGAUUUACUGCAUGGAGUACUUGGAAGCUAACUUUGACUGGCUGCAGGAGAAACUGGCCCAGUUUAAGGGUCAUUACUUCUUGUUUGACUGUCCAGGGCAAGUGGAACUAUGCACCCACCAUAAUUCAUUGAGAAACAUCUUUGCUCAGCUUGCUAAGUGGAACUUCAGGCUGGCUGCAGUUCAUUUGGUGGAUUCUCAUUACUGCACCGACCCUGGCAAAUUCAUCUCUGUUCUCUGCACAUCCCUCUCCACCAUGCUGCAUGUUGAGCUGCCCCACAUCAAUGUCCUCUCCAAAAUGGACCUGAUAGAACAAUAUGGGAAAUUGGCUUUCAAUCUAGAUUACUACACAGAAGUUCUUGAUCUGUCUUACCUCGUGGAUCACUUGGCUUCAGAUCCAUUUUUCAAGAAAUACCGUCGCUUAAAUGAGAAACUUGUGGAAGUGAUUGAGGACUACAGCUUGGUCUCUUUUAUUCCUCUCAAUGUCCAGGAUAAGGAGAGUAUGAGGCGUGUGAUGCAGGCAGUGGACAAAGCCAAUGGCUAUUCUUUUGGAGACUUGGAGCAGAGAAGCCUUGAAGCAAUGAUGUCUGCCGCAGUAGGAGCUGAUUUUCAUUUCACAUCUACACUGGCUGUCCAGGAGAAGUAUAUGCAGCCAGAUGAGAAAACUGUGGAACAAGAAGCGAUGGAAACCCAAUAGGACUGCAGCAACUGAUGAGGGAAUCACCUGUGCAAGAUAUCUUCUUCUUUGGGAUAUGAAGCUGCAACCUCUGUAUUUUCACAGUCUGCCAAAAUGCAGCCCACACCUUUUCAGUUCAUUUGGCAUCUAUAACAGAGAAAGAUAAGCCCGCCACUUUUCCUGCAGGAAGAUGAUAGACCUCCACCUGAUUUAUGUCUGACCAAAGAAGUGGCUCAUUAGCCAAAGGACCCAGAAUGUUGUUGCAGUCGAGGUCAAAUCUCUCCCCCAAAAAAGCUAAGAUAGCAUGUGAAGGAGGUUUCCAGUAGAAGCUACCAGUGUGACAUCUCUGUCUUUCUGUCUUUGGGAUUCUCUAUUCCAGUCUUCCUCAACCUCUACCUUACAGGUAUCUUGGCCUUUAAUACCUAUUGUCACAGGCCACAAUGGCUGGGGAAGAUUGGAGUGGAAGUCCCAGGUAUCUGAAAGUUGCAAGCUUGAAGGAGAUUGCUUUAUCCUAUUAUCGCAUAAGACCUUGGCAGUCUUUCUUCUGCAACCAGUUUCCCUUCAACAUUUUGAAAUGUGAAGAUGAAAAGCGGUGAUUGAUGCCAGUCUCUUUUCAGAAACAGCAGUCCCCAAAAUCGCCCUUAUGAGGGCCUUGGACUGAAUCUUUUAGAAGUUGUCUUCUGAUGUGGAGACUACUGAAUAAAAGUAUUUCUGUGCUCUGUA
Messenger RNA from Sceloporus undulatus (fence lizard), 2015 nucleotides. It is a transcript of the gene GPN2, whose product is annotated as GPN-loop GTPase 2. The transcript has 6 exons. Gene Ontology annotation, molecular function: GTPase activity. Gene Ontology annotation, cellular component: cytoplasm. The record is from RefSeq and is a predicted model, not a curated record. NCBI's taxonomy places the organism in Eukaryota, Metazoa, Chordata, Lepidosauria, Squamata, Phrynosomatidae. Bases 348 to 1313 code for a protein of 321 amino acids.